AUGGCCAGCGAGACACUCCCACCACAGUCGCGAAUUCUCGUCACCGGCGCUAAUGGAUUUAUCGCCUCACACAUUAUCAAUUUGCUCCUCCAGCGGGGCUACCGAGUACGCGGGACCGUCCGUGAGCCCCGACCGUGGCUGGACCAACUGUUCCAAAAGUACGACUACGAGUCCGUCAUCCUUCCAGACCUGGCUCAGCCGCACGCCAGCCUCUUCGAUGAUGUUGCGGGCGUAGUGCUCGUCGCGACAGACAAUUCAUUCGACCCGGACCCCGCACUGAUCGAGAGAGUCGUGCAGGGAACGCUGGCGAUGCUCGAGGCAGCCAAGAAUAGCGCUGUCAAGUCGGUGGUACUGACAUCAUCGUCUGCAGCAUGCAUCACGCCUACAUAUGCGUCGGAGCCUACUGUGAUCGACAACGCCACGUACAACGACGCAGUCGUCGCCAGUGUCCAGGCUGGGAACCCGCAAGAGAUCGCUCCCGGACAUGCAGUCUACGCAGCGUCCAAGACUGAAGCGGAGCGUCAGGCUUUCAAAUGGGUUGAGGAGAACCAGCCACGCUUCCGGUUCAAUACGGUAGUUCCCGACAACGUGAUUGGCUCCCGCAUCAAUCCUAACGUCCAUGAUCCCGUAGCGCCCAUGAAGGCUCUUCUCAGCGGGAAGGACUUCUUUAUGAGGAUUUACCCUCCUGGCUGGUAUGUCAACGUCGAAGACACGGCCCGUCUUCACAUCGCUGCGCUUCUUGAUCCGAAAAUUCAGUCGGAACGCAUCUUUGGCACAGCAGCCAAGUUUACGUGGCCCGAAGUCAUUGCAAUACUGCGCAAGCUCCGUCCCAACAGUAAUACCCCGGAUGCGCCAAACGAUCACCAGUGUCAACUCGACUACGUGCUCUCAAACAGAGCCGAGCAGAUUUUGCUUGACUUCUUCGGAUCCGGCUGGGUUUCUCUGGAGGUUUCACUGGAGCAAGCCAUUCUUGAUGUUGAGUAG
Messenger RNA from Penicillium brevicompactum, 984 nucleotides. RefSeq names its product cinnamoyl-CoA reductase. NCBI's taxonomy places the organism in Eukaryota, Fungi, Ascomycota, Eurotiomycetes, Eurotiales, Aspergillaceae. The transcript has 4 exons. Gene Ontology annotation, molecular function: oxidoreductase activity, acting on the CH-OH group of donors, NAD or NADP as acceptor. The record is from RefSeq and is a predicted model, not a curated record. The coding region runs from base 1 to 984 and encodes 327 amino acids.